Chanos chanos (milkfish) is the source of this 1155-nucleotide messenger RNA. RefSeq names its product S-adenosylmethionine synthase-like. Bases 1 to 1155 code for a protein of 384 amino acids. Gene Ontology annotation, biological process: S-adenosylmethionine biosynthetic process. Gene Ontology annotation, molecular function: methionine adenosyltransferase activity; ATP binding. The record is from RefSeq and is a predicted model, not a curated record. The transcript has 9 exons. Lineage: Eukaryota; Metazoa; Chordata; Actinopteri; Gonorynchiformes; Chanidae.
AUGAAUGGAGAUGAAGAUUUUAUGUUCACCUCAGAGUCAGUGGGAGAGGGUCACCCUGAUAAGAUCUGUGAUCAGAUCAGUGAUGCGGUUCUGGAUGCUCAUCUGAGGCAGGAUCCUGAUGCUAAAGUGGCCUGUGAGACAGUGUGUAAGACUGGUAUGGUUCUACUGUGUGGAGAGAUCACAUCACGUGCUAAUGUAGAUUACCAGAAGGUGGUGAGGGAAACUAUCCGAAACAUUGGCUACGAUGACUCCAAGAAAGGGUUUGAUUUUAAGACCUGUAAUGUGUUAGUGGCAUUGGAGGAACAGUCUCCCGACAUCGCCCAAGGCGUUCACGUCGACCGCCAAGAGCCAGACAUUGGGGCUGGAGAUCAAGGUCUGAUGUUUGGCUACGCCACAGAUGAGACGGAGGAGUGCAUGCCACUCACCAUCGUUCUGGCACACAAACUCAAUGCCAAGAUGUCAGAACUGAGACGCAAUGGCACUGUCCCGUGGCUCCGUCCAGACUCAAAGACCCAGGUGACUGUGCACUACUCUCAAGAGAAUGGAGCAGUGAUUCCGCGCAGGGUACAUACGAUUGUAAUCUCCGCACAGCACGAUGACCAUGUGUCUCUGGAGGAGCAGAGAGCUGUUCUAAAGGAGAAGGUCAUUAAAGCUGUUGUACCAGCCAAGUACCUAGAUGAAAACACCGUCUAUCACCUGCAGCCCAGUGGACGCUUUGUUAUUGGAGGACCUCAGGGUGAUGCUGGAGUGACAGGCAGGAAGAUUAUUGUGGACACUUAUGGAGGAUGGGGUGCCCAUGGGGGCGGAGCUUUCUCUGGCAAAGACUACACCAAGGUGGACCGCUCAGCUGCAUAUGCAGCCCGAUGGGUGGCCAAGUCUCUAGUCAAAGCCAAACUCUGUAGACGAGUUCUGGUCCAGGUGUCCUACGCCAUUGGAGUGGCCCACCCUCUCUCCAUCUCUCUCUUCACCUACGGCUCCUCAGAAAGAAAUGAGAAAGAACUGCUGCAGAUUGUCAAGAAGAACUUUGACCUCCGACCAGGGGUCAUUGUCAGAGAUUUGGACCUGAAGAGGCCCAUCUAUCAGAAGACAGCUUGCUACGGUCACUUUGGCAGGAGAGAGUUUCCGUGGGAGGUGCCCAAGAACCUCAACUACUAG